Molecule: messenger RNA, 3042 nt
Organism: Plutella xylostella (diamondback moth)
Lineage: Eukaryota; Metazoa; Arthropoda; Insecta; Lepidoptera; Plutellidae
Source: RefSeq, a predicted model, not a curated record
AAAUCCACGCUGUUCGAAUUUAUUUUGAGGUUAUAUUGUGGGACUUUUCAUAGUUAAGUUGUAAACUUUUAUGUGUUUUGAGAGUUUUUCUUUAUUAUAAGUAUUAAAAAUGAGUAAAAAACUUAAAAACAUGAAGUGGGCAUCUGUGCCUCUAGAAGGCUUUCCCAUUUCAUCUGAAGAUUUUCACGGUUUUGUCGGUUUAGAAGAGUGUACCGACUACGGUUUUGAUAAAGAAAGUAAAAAACAGAAUAAGAAGAAACCGGAAAAAAAACGGAAAGCGCCUUCUGAUAGUAACCCUAAAGAAGUACCAGUAAAAAAAACUAAAAAAGAGAAAAAAGCAGCAAAUUCCAAACAAUCAGUGCCUGCUGAAAUUAUAGAAAACCAAGGUUUUGUAGUAGAGUCAUGUGUGAAAGCAAAACCAACAACUGGGAAAGACACAAUCGAGUCCAAAAAUAAUAAAAAAGACAAACAAAAGCAGGACCAAAACAAUAAAAAUGAAAAAAAGAAGAAAGUUGCAAAGAAAAGCAAACCUAGGUUGGGUGAAAACACAGUAGACAUUGAUUCACAGUUGAGCCUGGAUGAAAUGCAGGCGUGGUCUGCUCUGCAGAUCCCUGAAGAGAUACUGAAGGCUUUAGCAGAACAGGGCUUCAGCAAGCCUACUAAGAUACAGGAGCUGACUCUACCUUCUGCUAUGCUUGGCCGCAGAGACAUAUUAGGUGCAGCUGAAACAGGCAGUGGAAAAACAUUAGCUUUUGGAAUACCCAUACUAUCUGGAAUCAUGAAACUGAAAGAGCAAGAGGCAGCAGGCAUUGAUGUCUAUGAUGUACCUUAUAAAAAAAGCUCUGUUAAGAAGAAAACUACUGAAACCAAACCUAAGAAAGUAUUUUCAAAGAAAGCUAGUAAAAAAGCUAAAUUAAAUAAGAAUAAAAAUGGGGAAUCGUCAGAAGAAGGAUAUAUUAGUGGAGAAAGUGAUGGUUCUGCUCACGAUGACAAAGGGUCAGAUGAUGACAGUGAAAAUGAUGCUUCUGAAAGUGAUAAUGAGAACCAGUCAGACAAUGAAGGACAAUCUGAUGAACAGGAAUCAAAUGACGAGAAAUCUGAUGAGGAAUUUCUAGAAGAAUAUGAUGUUCCAAACAAAAAGAAAAAAGAGAGUGUGGACGAUGGAAAUAAUAGUGAUGACAGUGAAGAAAAUUAUGUUCAUCUAUCAGAAAUGUUAGACUCAGAUGAUUUGGCUGAUUCAAGUGAUGAAGAAAAUGAUUUUGUUGAGAGCAACAAUGGUGAAAAUAGUGAAGAGGAUAAUAGUGAUGAAUCAGAGCCUGAUGAUGAACUUGAAAGGUCUGAUCAAGAGGAUGUUGGUGACGAAAAUGAAACAGGUAUAACACAGACUAAAUAUCUUCUGUCUUUUUCAGGUGUAGGGUGUGUGAAGGUGAUUGAUGACAUAGAGAUGCCUGGGCAUGUGGUGAAGAAGACUGGGAAGCCGCUGUAUGCCCUCAUACUGACUCCCACCAGGGAACUUGCCAUGCAGAUCAGCAGACAUCUGAUAUCAGCCGCUAAAUAUACUGGUAUAAGAGUAGCAACAAUAGUAGGCGGCAUGGCGGCGGUGAAGCAGGAGCGUUUACUGCGCGCGGGCCCCGAGGUGGUGGUGGCCACGCCGGGCCGCCUGGCGGAGCUGCUGGGGCAGCGGCAGCCACACCUGGACCAACUCGAGCAUAUCAAGUUCCUAGCCAUAGACGAGACAGACCGCAUGGUGGAGAGGAACCACUUCCUCGAGCUGCACCCGCUGCUGGCGCGGCUGAACGCGGACACGGCGCGCGGCCGGGCGCGGCAGAACUUCGUGUUUUCCGCCACGUUGACCAUGGUGCACGAUCUGCCGAGCCAUUUUAAGGGGAACAAGGUAACAAAACGCGGUAAAAUAAUAAAGAGGAAAGUGCACAAGAUGACUCCGGAACAGAAGAUCAAGAAGUUGAUCACAAUGAUCGGCAUGACGGACCCCAAGGUCGUCGACAUCACCACACAGAACUUAGGCACAGCAGAAACACUAACAGAGUGCCGCAUCUCGUGCGCGCUGGACCAGAAGGACCACUACCUGUACUAUGUCCUGAAGCGGCACCCGGGCCGGACCAUCGUGUUCUGCAACUCUAUAGGGAGUGUUAAACGGUUAGCGCAACUGUUGGGUCUGCUGAAAUGUUCGCCGCUGCCCCUUCACGCAAGCAUGCCGCAGAGACAACGGAUCAAGAACUUGGAAAGGUUCAGAGACGACCCCCACGGCGUGCUAGUGGCGACGGACGUGGCGGCGCGCGGGCUCGACAUACCCGGAGUGGACCACGUCAUACACUACCAGGUGCCGCGCACUGCCGAGAACUACGUGCACCGCUCGGGCCGCACGGCGCGCGCCACCAAGGAGGGGCUCACCAUCCUGAUGGUGGAGCCGGGCGAGGCGCUCAACUACGCCAAGUUGUGUCGCACGCUGAAUAAGACCACAGACCUGCCGACGUUCCCCGUGCCGUCACCCAUCCUCAACUCAAUGCGCGACAUAGUGACCCUCGCCCGGGAGGUGGACCGCGCCGCGCUGACUCACCGCCGGAGCCAGCAGGAGGCGGGCUGGCUGGACAAGGCGGCCAAGGAUAUGGACAUGCUGGUGGAUGAGGACUUUGUUCCCCGCAAGCACGCACAAGCCUCCUCGUCCAAGGACCUCCAGUUCAAGAAGAAGCAGCUGGACGCGCUCAUGGCUCGCCCGCUGUUCCCGCGGGGGUUCUCCUACAAGUACCCCAGUUUGAACGACCCGGAUGUACUGGGCGUGAGGAGUGAAGAAAACGCGCUGCAAGUGAUGAAGACGGCCAUCCAGAGCGGAGAACUCAAGAGGGAGAAACGGAAGAGCAAGAACGCGCCGUUACUGAAAUUAGAGAAGAAAUCUAGAAGUAGAAACAGCAGGAAGGUUAGGAAAAGUGGUAAGAAGGGAGGGGAAAAGUCUACGCCUGAAGCGAAGGGAGAAAGGUGAUGCUUGGAGAUGUUAAAGAACGAAUUAUGAGAAAUAAAUUAAUG